CCAUCUUCCUCUCCCGAAUCAGAUCCAAACUGCCCAUCUCGCCGUCCAAUUCCACCUUCCGCCGUAGCAGAUGGCAAGAUCCUUGGCAACACCGUGGCGUCACCACCUUCACCCCAUCCCGCCAAUUUCUACGUUCCCGACCGCCCCCAGAACCGCCCGGUUCGCCAUCUCCCGCACCCUUAAAUCGGCCCCCUUCCCCUUAAACUCCGGUCCACAUGUGCGCCACGUUCCUCUGAGUCGUCGUACUGUUCUCGGACGUCCCAUCGCCGCCACCAUGAACUUUCUCUCCCCUGCAGCCUCUGAUGCUCUCCCGUUGCUCCAAUACCCGCCGGCCCGGCGGGACGAGUCCGUCGUCGACGACUACCACGGCGUUCCCGUCGCUGAUCCCUACCGAUGGUUGGAGGAUCCGGAUGCGGAGGAGGUGAAGGAGUUCGUGGAGGGGCAGGUGGCGCUGACGGACUCGGUUCUGGCGAGGUGCGAGGAGAGAGAGAAGCUACGAGGGCAGAUAACGGCGCUGUUUGAUCAUCCCCGGUAUGAUACGCCCUACAAGCGAGGUGGAAAGUAUUUCUACUAUCAUAACACGGGCCUUCAGGCGCAGAGUGUUCUAUAUGUUCAGAAAGACUUGGAUGGAGAGGCAGAGGUUCUCUUGGAUCCUAACAAACUUAGCGAGGAUGGUACAGUGGCUCUCUCGAUGGCUUCUGUUAGCAAGGAUGGGCAGUUUUUCGCUUAUGGGCUUAGUGCAAGUGGAAGUGAUUGGGUUACGAUCAAGGUGAUGAGGGUUGAUAGCAAGACACCAGAGCCUGAUACCAUAUCAUGGGUAAAAUUCUCAUCAAUUAUCUGGACCCUUGAUGGAAAAGGUUUCUUCUAUGGUCGGUAUCCGUCUCCCAAAGAAGGGGUUGAAUUGGAUGCUGGGACGGAGACAAAUAUCAAUCUGAAUCAUGAGCUCUACUAUCAUUUCUUAGGCACUGAUCAGUCAGAGGAUAUAUUAUGCUGGAGGGAUCCGGAGCAUCCAAAGUAUAUCUUUGAUAGUUAUGUCACUAAUGAUGGCAAGUAUGUUCUUUUGUAUAUUGAGGAAGGCUGUGAUCCUGUCAAUAAGUUGUAUUACUGUGACCUGUCCUCACUUUCUAAUGGGCUUGAAGGUUUUAAAGGGAGCAAUGAAAUGCUUCCUUUUGUCAAACUUGUGGAUACCUUUGAAGCAUGCUAUAGUUUGGUGGCAAAUGAUGAUGGUGAGUUUACCUUGUUGACAAACAAAGAAGCUCCAAAGUAUAAGUUAGUAAGGAUAGACCUUAAGAAGCCAGCAUUGUGGAGUGACAUUCUGCCAGAGGAUGAAAAGGAUGUGUUAGAAUCAGCUUAUGCUGUCAACAGUAACCAGAUUUUGGUGUGCUAUCUUAGUGAUGUCAAGCAUGUUCUGCAGAUAAGGGACUUGAAAACAGGAAACUUGCUACAUCCUUUACCAUUAGAUGUUGGUAGUGUCUCUGGGAUUUCUGGCAGGCGUGAAGACAGUGAGAUUUUCAUUAGCUUCACUAGCUUCCUCACUCCAGGGAUCAUCUACAGGUGCAACUUAGCAUCUGAAGUUCCAGAGAUGAAGAUUUUUCGAGAAAUUUCUGUUCCUGGGUUUGAUCGCACAGAUUUUGAGGUUAAACAGGUUUUUGUUUCUAGCGAGGAUGGCACCAAAAUACCCAUGUUUAUCGUGUCAAAGAAGAAUAUUGAACUUAAUGGAUCGAAUCCAGUUUUACUGUAUGGCUAUGGAGGCUUUAACAUUAGCCUUCCACCUUCAUUUAGUGUGGCUCGUCUUGUUCUAGCGAGGAACUUGGGAUGCAUCUUCUGUAUAGCCAAUAUUCGUGGUGGUGGUGAAUAUGGAGAAGACUGGCAUAAAGCGGGAUCACUUUCCAAGAAACAAAAUUGUUUUGAUGAUUUUAUUUCUGCUGCUGAGUUCCUUGUUUCAAAUGGUUAUACCAAACCUGAACGUCUAUGUAUUGAGGGUGGAAGCAAUGGCGGGCUUCUUGUUGCAGCUUGCAUGAAUCAGCGUCCGGACCUUUUCGGGUGUGUUCUUGCUCAUGUUGGUGUUAUGGACAUGCUCCGGUUCCACAAAUUCACUAUUGGUCAUGCUUGGACUUCUGACUAUGGCUGUUCAGACAAUGAGGAAGAGUUCCAUUGGCUUAUCAAAUACUCCCCGCUACACAAUGUAAAAAGACCUUGGGAAAAAAGCUCCGACCAAUCUUGUCAGUACCCAUCAACCAUGCUUUUGACUGCUGAUCAUGAUGAUCGUGUGGUGCCUUUACACUCAUUGAAAUUACUGGCAACUAUGCAAUAUGUCCUAUGCUCCAGUGUUGUGAACAGUCCACAGACAAACCCGAUAAUUGCCCGCAUCGACCGUAAGGCAGGACAUGGAGCUGGCCGGCCUACUCAGAAAAUGAUCGAUGAAGCUGCUGAUCGCUAUAGCUUCAUGGCGAAGGUGCUAGGGGCCACAUGGACCGACUAAAGUUAUCGUUCUGUCGGUGUCGAUGAUGUCAUUCUUUACGUACAUGAUUAAUAUUCCAAAUUCAAUUCUCAUUUUUAAGAGUCCAUUUCAUUUCCUUAUCGAUGUGUGUUGAUGAAUGGAUACAAUUAUCUCCUCUUGUAUUCUUUCCUUUUAAUUCAAACUAUUUCCAUAUUACUGCA
Musa acuminata subsp. malaccensis (wild Malaysian banana) is the source of this 2661-nucleotide messenger RNA. RefSeq lists its product as uncharacterized. The record is from RefSeq and is a predicted model, not a curated record. Gene Ontology annotation, cellular component: cytosol. Gene Ontology annotation, biological process: proteolysis. Gene Ontology annotation, molecular function: oligopeptidase activity; serine-type endopeptidase activity. Lineage: Eukaryota; Viridiplantae; Streptophyta; Magnoliopsida; Zingiberales; Musaceae.